AGCAAAAGUCUGUUGAAAGCACCAGUGAGACUGAAGGUCCAGAUCAUCCACGCAGGACGACAACUUGACACAAAGAAAGAAAAAGGGGAUAAAACAAGACACAACAUCAAGAUGGGAGACCCGAUCCAGUUAAAAGAUGAGGGGAACAACCACUUUCAGGCAGGAGAUAUUGACAAGGCCAUCGAAUGUUACACCAAUGCCAUUAAGGUGUGCAACGACAAAAAAGUGCUGGCUGUGAUUCACAGGAACAGAGCUGCAUGCUACCUAAAAAAGGAAAGCUAUGCCAAUGCAGUGUCUGAUGCAUCCAAAGCAAUCGAUGUGGAUGCAGCAGAUAUUAAAGCUUUGUAUCGUCGCUGCCAAGCUCUGGAGAAGCUAGGAAAACUGGAUAUGGCCUUUAAAGAUGUGCAGAGGUGCGCCACCCUUGAACCAAAGAAUAAAACCUUUCUUGAGACUCUCCGCAGGCUGGGAGCUGAAAUCCAGGCCAAGCUCAAGACAACAUUCUCCAUUGAUUCAAGGGUACAAAAUAUGUUUGAUAUUCUUCUCGAUGAAGAAAUGGAGAAGGACAAAAAGGAAAAAGCUGCCAAUAACUUGAUUGUGCUGUCAAGAGAGGAUGCAGGAUCAGAGAGAAUCUUCCAGAAUAACGGCGUGCCUCUGCUCCUUAACAUGAUAGAGACAGGCAAGCCAGAAAUGAUCCUGGCUGCUGUCCGUACUCUGUCAGGAAUGUGCACAGGGCACAAAGCUCGGGCCAUGGCUAUUGUUAACAUGGUUGGUGUUGAUAAGAUUUGCAGCAUCAUGGCAAUUGAUAAUGAAGAAAUUGCACUGGCAACCUGCAACCUGUUUCAAUGCAUCAAUGACUCCCUCACUGGUGCAGAUACCAGGGAUUAUGGGAAAGAAGCAUCCUUGGUUUUGGAUGCAUCUAAAGACCUGAAAACUAUUCUUCUUGCUCUUCUGGAGAUGAUUGCCAAUGCAAAGGUGUCUGGUUAUGGCAGAGAUCAGGCACUGAACCUCCUAACCAAGAAUGUACCUCGCAAAGACAAAAAAGAGAAAGAUCACUCAAGAACUCUCUUCACUAUUGAUCAUGGUCUGAAGAAGAUCCUCAAAGUAUGUGGUCAGGUGUCUGAACUGCCAGAUCAGUUGCCCAUGACAGAGAACACACAGCUGAUUGCUAGUGUGCUCCUUAAUAAGCUUCAUGAUGACCUUAAAUGUGACCCAGAGAGGACAAACUUUAAGGACAUCUGUGAUGAAUAUAUCAAAUCCAAAAUUGACCCUAACAACAUGGACAAGACCCUUCAUGCGAUCAACACUAUCUCGGGGCUCUUACAGGGUCCCUUUGAUGUUGGUAAUGCCCUGGUGGGACAGCAAGGCAUCAUGGAGAUGAUGGUAGCGCUGUGUAGUUCUGAACGUGAGGUGGACCAGAUGGUUGCCGUGGAGGCACUGAUCCAUGCCUCCACAAAGAUGAGCCGGGCCAGUUUUAUUAUAACCAACGGUGUGUCACUGCUCAAAGACAUCUACAAGAAGACAAAGAAUGAGAAGAUUAAAAUCCGUGCACUUGUGGGUCUAUGUAAACUGGGUUCAGCUGGAGGUGAUGAUUACAGUUUAAGGCAGUUUGCUGAGGGAUCCACAGAGAAGCUGGCCAAGCAGUGCAGAAAGUGGCUUUGUAAUCCCCAGAUUGAUACCAAAACAAAAAAGUGGGCUAUUGAGGGUCUUGCAUAUCUGACCAAUGAUGCUGAUGUGAAAGAUGACUUUGUGGAGGAUGAACCUGCAAUGAAAGCCAUGUUUGAACUGGCUAAGUCGCGGGAUAAGACAAUCUUAUAUGCAGUUGCUUGCACCCUUAUUAAUUGCACCAACUGCUAUGAUAAGAAGGAAAUCAUCCCAGAGCUGGUGCAGCUGGCUAAGUUCUCAAAACAACAUGUCCCUGAACAACAUCCUAAGGACAAAAAGGACUUUAUUGAAAGGAGGGUAAAAAGGCUGCUAAAGGCAGGAGUCACAUCAGCACUUGCUGUCAUGGUGAAAGCAGACAACUCCAUCUUGACUGACCAAACCAAAGAGAUGCUGGCAAGGGUUUUCCUGGCUUUGUCAGAAGAUCCAAAAGAUCGUGGUAUUAUUGUUGCACAGGGUGGUGGAAAGGCUCUGAUACCACUUGCCCUGGAAGGCACAGAUGUCGGUAAGGUGAAAGCCAGUCACGCUCUUGCCAAAAUAGCAGCUGUAUCCAACCCCGAAAUUGCCUUCCCCGGUGAGAGGAUGUAUGAGGUGGUGCGGCCUUUAGUCAGCCUCCUUCACACAGACAAAGAUGGAGCACAGAACUAUGAAGCCCUAAGAAGCCUCACCAACUUCGCUGCUUUUAGUGAAAAACUAAGGACAAAGAUUGUGAGAGAAAAAGCUGUGCCGGAGAUUGAAAACCACAUGUUUGAGGAAAAUGAUAAGAUUAGACUGGCUGCCACUGAAUGCAUGUGCAACCUUGUGACAUGCAAAGAGGUCCAAGAUCGUUACCUGGAGGAUGGUAACGAUAAGCUGAAGCUACUGGUGUUGCUAUGUGGAGAAGAUGAUGAAGGUCUUCAGAUAGCUGCAGCUGGAGCUCUGGCCAUGCUCACUGCUGCUCAGAAGAAGCUGUGCACCAAAAUUACCGUUGUGACGGUUCAGUGGCUGGAAAUCCUGCAGAGGUUGUGUCUCCACACCAACCCUAGAAUCCAGCAUCGUGGUCUUGUGAUUGUUUACAACAUGCUUAACUCAGACAACAACGAGCUGGCCAAGAAGCUGAUCGAGAGUGAAAUUCUGGAAAUCCUCACAGUGAUUGGAAAGGCAGAGGACAAUCCCAAGAGGCAGGAGCCUAUUGAUGCAGCACGCACAUGUCUCAUCAAAGCCAUGGAUCUCGGUCUCAUCAAACCUUUCUCCAGCACUUCCUAAAAGGCUGGAAACAAACCAAACAGCAGGAAAAGGGCACUUUGUGUUCCUCCCUCUAUUAAAUAGAGGUUUAUUUUCCAAUUGAUUUUAUAAGGACUCAUUAUCCAGGCCGCAGAUCUCAAAUUCCUUCAUAGUAUAAAUCUGUAUUUCCUUUUUUUUCCCUUUUUUUUUUAAAGAUCAACUUUGUUAGGUUUAGGCAGUGGGGUAUGAGAGAUAUAUUGUUUCUGUUAGUGCUGAACUGUAACUGUGAUUUAAUAUUUUAAGAAUGAUUUGAUGGUUUAUACUAAGUCCUAAUGUAUGUAUGAAUUUGAGAUAAAGUUCAAUCUGUCUGUCUGUC
Messenger RNA from Melanotaenia boesemani (Boeseman's rainbowfish), 3238 nucleotides. It is a transcript of the gene unc45b, whose product is annotated as unc-45 myosin chaperone B. The transcript is spliced from 20 exons. The record is from RefSeq and is a predicted model, not a curated record. NCBI's taxonomy places the organism in Eukaryota, Metazoa, Chordata, Actinopteri, Atheriniformes, Melanotaeniidae. Bases 112 to 2904 code for a protein of 930 amino acids. Gene Ontology annotation, molecular function: Hsp90 protein binding.